Molecule: messenger RNA, 2188 nt
Organism: Mugil cephalus (flathead mullet)
Lineage: Eukaryota; Metazoa; Chordata; Actinopteri; Mugiliformes; Mugilidae
Gene: sprn2
Product: shadow of prion protein 2
Exons: 2
Coding region: 133-597 (154 amino acids)
Source: RefSeq, a predicted model, not a curated record
AUGAUAUGGAAAUGAUCAUGAAAAGCAACCUGCUGCCCUGCUGCACUGUAAGUCCUGCGGUCUGAAAAUAGGAAGGCCACUCCUACACCUCAACCGCAGUGUGUGUGUGACUGAUCAGAAAGCUCUCCAGCGAUGGCCGCCCAGAAGAAGCUUCUAUCACUGGUGGUUUGGAUGCUGCUGAUGACAGCUUUGUGUCCGGGUGCUCAGUACGCGUACAGCAAGCGAGGAGGGUUCUUCAAAGGCCGCGGUAAAGGCGACGAUAAGAAGGUGUCUCCCUCUCAGAGCGGAGGCCUCUCCAAGCAGGGCCUGAAGUGGGCGGGUGCAGCGGCAGCAGCCGGGAUGCUGGGGGGCACGGGCACCGGACUGGGGCUGGGGUUCCUCGGUAAACCGAAGCACGGGUCCAAGAGCCAGCAUGGACACAAGAAGUCGUCCUCGUCCUCUGAGCAGGAACGGCAAGUUUACUACCAGGAGGGCCAACAAAACCACAACCAGUCUCCCUGGAGAUCCUUUGUUAGUGGGGCCGCUCCGACCAACAUGUUUCUCACAGUGGGACGCGUCGUGCCUUUUCUGACCGCGGCCUGGAUAAGAAACUUUUAAUCCGACGUGUGAUUCAUCGUGAAAUAAAAUGAAAGCUCUUAUGAACAAAAUGAACAAGUUCUUUGUUGUUUAAUACAGUUAGGUCUGAAAUGGUAACAUUAAGUUGGAGCUAUAUUUCAGACUGGACCAUUUAAGAUGUGCCAUUUAAACUUCACCUUUUGUUACUUUCAUUAUCAAUUAUUUUGAUACAGUCAUACAAUUAGAAAGGUCUUUGAUGCUGAGGGUGAUACCAUUAACGUCAAGUUAGGAUUUUCACAGAUUUACAAAUUUAAAGUAAUGAAUUUGUUGAAUAAUGCCACACAGACAGAGAAAUCUUUUAUAAUUUUUUUUUUAAUUAACACGUUUAACAUCCAUGGAAAACCAUAUUAGCCGUAUUAUUUCAUGAAUAACACAAAGUGUUUACAAGUGCACAAACAAGGGAUUCAUGUCUAAACUCCCGAUAUGAGCUCAGAAACACAGUCACAGAAUAUCCAGUCCGUACAGGACAUAAGUGCACUUUACAGAUAUUCUACUACAGCAUAUGAAAAAAAAGUGUGAAGUGUUGGAAACUUACGGACCCCUAAGGGGACACGGGGGAAUUUUUUUAUUUAUUUAUUUUUUUGAAGUACCUCAUGAGCACAAGAUAUAUAUAUAUAUAUUUUUUUUAAUAAUUCCCCCAUAUCCCCUUAGCAGCUCCAUGAGAAAUAGAAACGUGAAAGAAUAAAAAGACGGCACAUUACCCAUGCCAUAGGAUGUAUACAAUCAUUUUAAAGAUAUUCUGUACAGUGUUGUUAGGUUGAAAAUUGCAUCAUUGACAGGCUGCACACUGAAUUUGUAUGCUCAGAGGGAAUGAAAAACAAUCAAACAAUCAAGUAAGGAAACGAGCAAAAAUCAGUGUCCAUAAACUUAAAUAACCACAACAGUCAAAUGUUGAAAGUUAACCCUCAAUUAAAGACUACAGCAAAAUGGCCGACAGGGAGUUAAGGGUUUGGGGAAAAACAAACAGAAGUAUUUAUAAAACCAACUAUAUCUGAUCUUUGACUAUCUCACUGUGCUUUGGGAAGAAGAAGGCGAUUAGAGGAAGACGUGGGGAUAUAGACCAGCUCCAGACCAGACAGACGGGCACAGAUCUUCAAACGUACAAUGUGAAAAAAAUCAUCACAUUGGUGCAAUUGUCACUGUUAACGGGCAAGUUAUUACUAAUGCAGUCCAGUUGUAGAUAAGAUUAAUGAAAAAAAAUGAAUUUAAGAAGCCUGUGGUCGAUUCUCAUUUAUAUAUUGGUAUAUUAAAUUAUUCAUCACGGGAAAGAUCUCAGAUCAUUAAUGUGGUCAAAUUAAUGUCGUAAAUUUGGAGUUAUUAAUGGUUUACCGAGAACCAAUCGAUAUCUCACUGCAUUAUGAGAACACUGCCGGGGAUAAGUGUUUAAAUCAAAAUGGGGACGGCUCCCUGCAUAACGACAGAUUUGUUAUAAUGUUGAUCAAACUGCUGACAGAACACAAUGUGACGACAGGGAACGGACUUCCUUGUAAGAGCUGCAGGCAUUAUAAUCUCCCUGAAUUUGUUUUCUACGCAGUCAGUUCUCAAAACGACUAUACUUAAAGAACAUUACAGU